Molecule: messenger RNA, 2057 nt
Organism: Wasmannia auropunctata (little fire ant)
Lineage: Eukaryota; Metazoa; Arthropoda; Insecta; Hymenoptera; Formicidae
Gene: Actbeta
Product: inhibin beta chain
Exons: 5
Coding region: 1-1836 (611 amino acids)
Biological process (GO): SMAD protein signal transduction
Cellular component (GO): extracellular region
Molecular function (GO): growth factor activity; cytokine activity
Source: RefSeq, a predicted model, not a curated record
AUGCACCAGGUGCCCUACGGACGCAGCGGCACCUCAAGCAAAGGCCGUGACGAUAGGAUCCUCUGGGAGCAGCAGCAGCCUAGAUCCCGCGGUCGUGCCCGUGCUCGCGUACGUGCUCGUGCCCGCGCUCGCGCUCGCGCCCGCGCCCGCGCCCGUGCCCGCGUUCGCGUACGCGCGCGCGCCCGAACACGCCGAUUGUCGGCGACGACGACGACGACGACGACGAGGACGACGAGUGGGACCGUCGAUCGGACGGCGACGACGACGACGACGACGACGACGACGACAACGACGACGCGGCAGCGAUUACGGCGGCACGACGCCGGGCCCGACGUGAACAACCGCGCGUCCUCGCUGCACUGUCUGGGCCCGGUGCGCACCGUCCACGGCGGUACUUCGCUGCCGUCCAAUUUGCUGCUCAUAGGACUGGCGCUUUGUUGCCUGGCCCUGCCGGCGGUACAGCCGCGUCUCAGCGGCCAUCAUCAGACGUGUCCCGGUUGCCCGCAUCAGCAGCCGCAGCAGCAACAGCAUCACCAUCAUCAUCACGUGCAUCACGACGGCCCGGCGAGGGGCGGCAUGUUCAAGGACACUGCCGCGCUUACCCCGGACGAUCUUAGGCUGGAGGCGAUUAAACAUCAGAUUCUGCAGAAACUCGGCUUGAGAGCUCGCCCGGACGUUAACAGGACGUUGGCCACCGUGCCCCGGCACUUGGCCCUGGAGACCCUUUACCGGGCGGAGGCGCAAACGCCGCCGCGCUUCUCCGACCGGUCGAGGGUCAACUACGAGAGUGAAUAUUCGGGCGAGUUUUUCUAUGGCGACGAGUACUCGUAUAGGAAUCUCGAUCAGGAGACCACCACCACCGAGGGUAACGCAAGGACCACCGCCAAAUCCUAUCAGGGCUACGACGUUCAAGAGGAGCUAGACGACUUCUACGCGAGAACUUCGGAGAUCAUCACUUUCGCCGAACCCGGGCACACGUUGAACGGCCAGCCACUGUUAGAAUUCCCGAUGUCGAGCGGCGACCCGGCAUUGGAACCUCUGAGAAUCAAAAGAGCCACCCUGUGGGCGAGAGUCGAGCUCAAGCAUGCCCAUCACUAUCAGCAUCAUCGUCACAGUCAGUUAAACCAAAGAAAUAUCACUCUCUGGGUAUUCAGAGUGCACUGCGGUAAUACGACGCAUCUCCGAGGCAAGGAACUCGGGCAACACCUAGAGAUGGUGACAUCUCUUGUGGUAACCGUCGGCCAGCUUGGCUGGCAAAAAUUCGACGUGACUAAGGUCGUCAACGGAUGGUACACGAACUCCUCGAGAGAUAAACUGACGUUGCUCGUCGACUGUAGCGGGUGCGGCUCGCACGUCCACGUAUCGACCUUCGAUGGACACUCGCCGCACGUAAUCGAGUCGUCCCUAAAUCCGAAAGGCGAUCACGAUCCGGACAGGCCAUUUCUAGUCGUGCGUACAGAUCCAGCGGCCGUGAAGCGCGUAAGGAGACGGGCGAUAGAGUGCAGCGGCGCGAUAAAGGGUCAGUGCUGCAAGCAGAGGUUCUACGUCAGCUUCUCUCAGCUUGGGUGGGACGAUUGGAUUAUCGCUCCUCAGGGAUACUACGCCAAUUACUGCAGAGGAGACUGCGCGGCUGGUCAUAGGACGCCGGACACGUUUCUCAAUUAUUACACCCACGUGAUAGAGGAAUACCGGAAGAUGGACCGGCUGGCCGGCAUGCAACCGUGCUGCGCGCCCCUCAAAUUCUCGCCCAUGUCGCUCAUCUACUACGGCCCGGACUCGAACAUUAUCAAGAGAGACUUGCCGAAGAUGGUGGUGGACGAGUGCGGUUGCCCUUAAAAAUGCGACAGGGAGACGAAAAAGGAGCACGCUCGAAAAGAAUCGUCGUGCUCUGCCUUGUAAAAAAAAAAAAGAAGACAAAAAGAAAUUAAUUGCGGAAUCGUAACCGCGAGCUCGGGGACUCUCGGUCCGACAAAUCGGUCCAGAAACCGUCCGAAUCCCGCGAGAUUUGUCUCGCGCUAGAAAACGGGAGAGCCGGUGAACGCGAACGGCCGCACGAG